UUUGUGUUUACAUUUCUUUAAGUUAUAAUGUAUAAUCUUUUUAUGUAUAAUCUAGUGACAUUAAUAUUUCUAUUGCUUAUAUUGCUAAUAAUGACAUUAUUACCGGAUAUCCUCGAUUGUUUUUGGCCACUAAACGAAUCACGUUUACAUAAUAUAGUAUUCAUGGAGGAAUAUCAUAUAAAGGAAGGAAUGCUGUUUUAUUUUCUUUUGUUCUAUGUUGGUAUAAAUAUUAGUGUUGGUAUUUUUUCGUUUUAUUUCGUCAAUUCGAUACUGCUAUUGGCUGCUUUACACUGCUGCGCAAUAUUCAAAAUUUGCAGGUAAGAAAAAGAAUAUAAAUAUUGUAAUAAUAUUUUCUUAGAAUGAUACAAUAAGAAAAUGAAUAAUCACACUACUGCUGGUGCCGCUAAACGGAAACUUAACGUCAUUAGUUAUCGAAUAAAACAAUUUAUGAACGAAAAGGCAAUAGUAUGCUCUAACAAAAAAAAUGUAAUCUUUGAAAGAAUAAUUAGAACAGUAGAACUUCAUCAAAAUGCAAAGAAGCUUUUUAAAUUGUUGACAACAAGUUUUACGAUAUAUUUUCUUAUUUUGCUAGUGUCAGGCAUGUGUUCCUUUGUUGUAGCUCUUUACAGAUUACUAUACACAAUAAUAUGCAUGGAUAACUUCAUUGAACUUAUGAUAGCAGUAAGUUAUAUUAUGGGACAUGAAUUUUAUCUCUUCGGAACUGCUUAUCUGGGACAACUGAUGGUAAAUCAUGCUGACGAAUUAUUUGAUGCAAUAUACAUGUCGCUGUGGUACAAAGCACCUAUUCCAAUACAGAAAUUAUUAUUAUUUAUAAUGCAAAUCUCGUUAAAAAGCGUUGUACCAAGCCUUGGCGGUAUAUACAUUUCUGUAUUGAAAAGCUUUACUUCGUUCAUGAGCACAGUAAUAUCCUACUGUAUGGUAAUAUACUCCGUAUCCGUAUAAUACUAUUAUAAUCUUACGUAGAAAAAAUAGUUACCCGUAGUAAUAAACACAAAACAUUCCAUAUAAUAGAUUAAUAGAAUAAAGUAGAAAGAUAUAAUUUGAUUAAAUAAAAUAAUAUUCUCCUAUAUAUUUAUUAAUAAAUAAUAUUACAUUUUAUUACACACACACACAUUACACUUUUUUACCUAAUUUUUAAGAAAUUCUAUACAUAAUACACUUUAACGAAUUCUGUUUACCUAGUUUAUUGAAUUAUUAAUUAAACACAUAUCUGUUUUAUUUUUUCUUUGUAUUUCUCUAGAUGUUUUUAUAUAUUGUCUUAUUUUGCAUGUAAUAUUAAUUAUUAAAUAAAUUAAUUUAAAGUUUAAAGAAUAUAUGUAUAUUAUUAUAUAUAUUAAGAAACAUGACUAACAACAUAUGUUUAUGAUGCAUGUACAUAUAUGUAUUACUUAUUUAUUUCUUUAUCUUUCAAAUUACAGUAUGUUUUUAAUUAUCUUAUGAAAUAUAAUUAUUACACUAUUUUCUGAUUAUUUCUUACUCGUAAACAUGCCUCUUCUUAUAUUGUAUCUCUUGAUCCAUAAUUUCAUGAUUUCUUUUCUACACUAAAAAUAUUAAUAAAAGAGUAAUGCAGCAUGCGAUAAUUCAGAAUGAUAAUAUCCAAUGUUAUUUCUUUUACUAACUAACUAACUUAGGUGUGUUUUAUGAAUUUUAUUAUAUUUUCUCUCAGAAAUUAUUGUGGAUCGUUGCAUUUGAUUAAUUUAAUUCUAUCCUCUCUCUUGGAUGAAUAUUGAGAGACAUGUUAAAUAGAUAAUCGAUUGAAAUUUUUCUUAUACCUUACACAUAACUUCAAAUAAUUUCACAAUUAUUGUUAUUAUAUGCAUCGCGCUAUUGAUUAUAUCUAAUAUCUUAGAGAAAGAAAAGAAUUCUCAUGUUAUUGACCGCAUAUACGGUUUGACAUUCAUAAAAAGAUGAUUGUGUUUAAAAGUUGGUACUAUAACGCUAAUCGAAUUUUUUUAUUGAUAUGUGGUUUAUGGCCUUAUCAAAAGAAAUUCCGGUACGUACGAGCCAUAUUUAUUUUAGGAAUACUCGUCUUCUACAUUAUUUCUCAGGUACACGUUAAUCUGAAAAGACAAUAUUUUAGUAAUUAUCAUAUAUUUUUUUAUAUUUUUAUAUCAUUAUUUUCAGUUUAGAGUAUUGUUUGCUUAUAAAUACAACUUUAAAUUUGCAUUGAAGAUAUUUUCGAACAUUUUUCCUGCUAUUCUUUGUCUAUUACAAUUUAUCGCCUUUUUAAUUAACCCGAAAGAAGUGAGAAAACUAUUAGAUCAGAUUUCCGAAGAAUGGAAUGCACUAAAGGAUUCUAAGGAAAUUGAAAUAGUAAGAAGAUAUGGAACGUUUACAAGGCGGCUUACAGAGGCCUUACUUCGUAAGAAACUCUCUAAAAAAAUUCUCUUUGAUAUAAAUAAUUGUAUAAUUGUAUUAUUUAACAAAUUUGUACAUUGCAAUUCACAAAUUUGUUCUCGAUAAUUUUUUGCAAAUUUUAUUUUUUAGUGUGCGCUUUAUUAAGUUGGGUUUUCCUAAUAUUAUUAUAUCUUAUUCCAAUCAGCGUUAAUGAUUCUACAAUAGCCAAUGAAUCUUUAUUAAAACACGAUAUUUCAAUGCAAGAACUGACUAAAGAAGAAUAUAUCUUCUUUUUCAUAGUUGUCUUUAUUGGUGUUUUCAUAAUGACAGCUACUACAUCAAUGAUUUUAGCUUACAUGCGACAUAUUUGUGCAAUGUUAAAAAUUACUUGGUAAAAAUUUUUGUAUGUUUAUGUUAAAUGUUUGUCAGAGCAUGUUCUAAUUUUGACAUGAAGUGUACAUUUAUAGCUAUCGUAUUGAACAUUCAUUGGAUGGAAACAUUUUACAUAUGUCAAUUUCUCAACAAAAUCGCUUGAUGUGUCAAAAAUUAGUUAGCGCUGUCAACAUUCAUCGAAGAGCUAUGGAGUCUGUAUCAGCUAUGAAAUAAUUAUUCUAUUUACUAGUACACGCGUGUUGAGAAUACCUUUAAAAUUUGAAUUUUGAUUCACUGUGUGUAGAAAGUCUAAGUUAUAUUAUUGUUACGUUAAAAUUUUACUUGAUUUUUUCCGUCAAUUUUUUAUGUACUUUUUUUACUUAUGAUAUAAUAUCUAAUUUUCGUUUCCGGACAAUAAAUAGACAAACAAAAUAAAUUCGUUUAAUGCAAAAUUUGACUACCAUUAUUCUUUUGCGUAAAUUAUGAUGCUCAAAUAAUUUACAAAUAGAUACCGAAUUUCUUUGCUGUUUUAAAGGUUCACGUCACGUGCCUUAGACAGCUUUAAAGAGUCUUAUUUCUUUUUGAUUGGAAUAGGUGUAGUGUCUUUGGCUAUUAAUUUAUUACAUGUAAGUAACACUUAAUUGCCUGAUUAAUUCUAUAACUUUUACGCAAAUUUUUAUAUAUUUCAUUCUAAUGCAUUAAUUCUAGGCGCUACAAGCUGCAUUAAUUGUAGACAAUUUGAACGAACUGGCGAUAUCUACUUUCUAUGUGAUUAUUCAUUUUGUUUACAUUUUCAUAGGUAAUUAUGGCGGACAGACAAUUACGGAUCAUAGUGCAGAUGUAUUAAAAGCGUUGUAAGUAUACAAUGAUUGUAAUUUUACAUAAUCGUUGUAUAUCUGUAUAAUUAAUUAAUUAAAUAAUUAUAAUUAAUUAAAUAAUUAAUUAUUAGGAAUAAAUUUAGUAAUAAGAAAUAUUGUGAUCAAUAAACAGUUUAUAUUGUAAAUAAAUUUUUAGAUAUCACGUGCAAUGGUAUAUAGCACCUGUACAGGUGCAAAAAUUAAUUCUUUUUUUAAUGCUAAGAAAUACAAAACAUUACGGUUUAGUUAUUGGAGGAAUAUAUAUUGCUUCAUUAGAAGGUUUUAUCACGGUGAGAAAAUUUAUAAACAAAAUCAGUGCAUUUAAUUAAUUAUGCUAAUGUGAUCUUGCGUAUUGCGCAUUCCCUUAAUUCCAUAAUUGUUAAUAGUCUGUGUGCAAUGUGAUAAUUUUAUAUAUUUUUUAUAAGAAACAUUUAAUUCCAAAAAGAAUAUAAUAUAAUAUAAUAUAAUACACACACACACACACACACACACACACACACGUAUAUAUGCAUAUACAUUUAACACAUAUUAUAUAAUAAAAUCACGAUUUCAGCUUACAAGUAUGUCGUUAUCUUACUUUAUGGUAAUCUAUUCUACACAAUAAAACAAACAUGGAUCAAUAAUAUAAUAACAAUAAAUUACAUAAACACAAGUUGUAAUCAGAUCAAUAAUACCUUAUCAAGAAACAAAAUAAGUAUACGAUAGAUAUUAUCAAGAAAAUUGAUCAUUAUACUGUACCGAAUUUCAUUAUAUCAUAUGUUUUUAUGCUUAUCACUUUUAAAUACUGCAUUACACAAGAAUAAGAAUUCUUAUACUAUAAAAAUUCUUAUAUUAUAAAAUAAAAGUAUAUCUUUUGCGAUGUCUUGAAGUGUGAUUAUAAGAAAUUUUUGCAACAUUAUUCGGGUCGAAUAGAGAAGAAGUUGUAGUAAAAUUACACAAUUACACAUCAGAAUUGAUCGCAAUUCUGUUUCUCUCUCUCUUUCUCUCUCUCUCUCUCUGUCGGGCUAGAAACGAUUAUUCUUUAAAUUAUUAUAUUAUUUAUUCACAUUGAGGAUAUACAUUUGACUUUUUUACGGAAAAUGUAAGAAGAAAAAAAUAAGUGUAAUGCAACACUGUGAAAGGGAGAAAAAGAAUUUCCGCAAUAAUCUUACAGUCGAAUUUCGACGUUUGAAGCGAGAUGUUCGUUUCUAUGAGUAAAUACUACAAUGUGAACCGAUUACUAUUGGUAAUAUGCGGUUUGUGGCCUUAUCAGAAGUCAAUAUUUAGAAACAUUCAGGCUACAUUCUAUCUCACAAUUAUAUGUUCAUUUAUAAUACUCCAGGUAUGACGAGUUUAUAUUUACAAUGACAUAAAAAUGACUUUUACUUUGAUAAUACAGAUAUUUAGAUAAGAAGAAACAUUAACAUAUUAAAUGCGAUUAAUCAUUGCAUAUUAUUAUACAUUGCAUAUUAAAAAUACAGACCUAAUAUUUCAGCUUACGACUUUUAUCGACGCAAAUUGCACUAUAAAUCUAGCCACAAAAGUAUUAUCAAUUGUUCUUCCGUUGUUCGUAUCUAUUUUAAAACAUGGCACCUUUUUUUAUAACAACCGAAAA
This is a messenger RNA of Monomorium pharaonis (pharaoh ant), 5181 nucleotides long. RefSeq lists its product as uncharacterized. Gene Ontology annotation, biological process: detection of chemical stimulus involved in sensory perception of smell; sensory perception of smell. The transcript has 6 exons. Bases 376 to 963 code for a protein of 195 amino acids. Gene Ontology annotation, molecular function: olfactory receptor activity; odorant binding. NCBI's taxonomy places the organism in Eukaryota, Metazoa, Arthropoda, Insecta, Hymenoptera, Formicidae. The record is from RefSeq and is a predicted model, not a curated record. Gene Ontology annotation, cellular component: plasma membrane.